GUUAAAUUUGUGUGAGUGUAACAUACAGCAGCUGCCAGCUGAAUGGAAUGAUCUUCAUGAUCUAGAAGAGCUGGAUUUGUCAUUGAACAAAAAUCUUCAGACAUUCUCAUGUACAGGUCUUACCAAGUUGAAAAAGUUAGAUUUGAGUGAGUGUAACAUAGAGCAGCUGCCAGCUGAAUUAAAUGAUCUUCAUGAUCUAGAGGAGCUGGAUUUGUCAGAAAUCAAACUAGAAGUAUUUCCCACAUUUUCAUGUUUGCAGUGGAAGCAUUUACGAACGUUGAAUUUAUCUGGUAACAAGAGAUUGUUGUGCCUUCCCAACAAUAUAUGGAAUGGACUGAACUUGUGGAGAUUGGAUCUAAGCAAUUGUGGUAUAGAAAGUGUACCAAAUACAGAAGUCACAAUUGAGAAAGUCGACAUAUCAGGAACUUCAGUCACUCAUCUUCCUAAGGAAUUUGUCUUUAGCUCCAAACUUAAGAUAUUGAGCGUUGAUGGAUGCCCAUUAGUGUUCCCACCCAUUGAAGUGUGCAACCAAGGUAUUGAUUUUAUAAGAGAAUAUUUCCGUGAGCUGGAUAAGGUGAGUGGAGUGCGACGUGGCAGAAUAAAGAUUCUAGUGAUGGGAACUACAAUGGCAGGAAAAACAAGCUUCAUUGAAGCACUGGAGAGUGGUAAACCAUUUCUGGCAGAACCCGAUAAGAGAACUAUAGGGGUAGUAGAAAAAGUGAUGAAGCUGGAUGAUAAAGUAGAAUGCAAACUCCUUGACUGUGGUGGCCAUAGAGCGUACAUGCUAACUAACCAGCUGUUCAUCAGUGACAAUUCAUUGGUAUUGAUUGUUGUUGACAGCAAUCAGUAUAAGUUCACUCAACAAUGUUUUCGACAAAAUAUUGCAGAUUUCCUGCAAGUUGUGUAUGACAGAAACAGCAGAGCUCACAUUGCUAUUGUUGUGAGUAAAGUUGAUCUGAUGGUCGACAUGUCAAGAGAAGAAAUGAGUAGAAAGUGGAACGAACAUCUGCACACUUGUCUACGUCAAUUCUUGAAGAUCAGACAAGCUGAGAUUGAUCGAAUGAAACGGAUCAUUGCAACUGGUGAUUCUCCAAAGAACAAAUACGUAUCAGAACGUCUUCACUUUUUCGACUUUCAGCGAAUAACUGUUGAAGAAAAUGUGCUAUUGACGAGUGCAGCUACACACGAGGGUGUGGUCAGUGUGAAGGUUCAUUUAAGACAACUGUGUGGUAAUGAAAGGCUGAUACCUUCACUGCACACAGAGCUGCCAUCAUCAUGGGUGACUGUAGAAGACGAGUUGAUUACACCACAACCUCACACGUCUGUCCCCAUUACAGAUGUCUCUUAUGCAAUGCAACUGUGUGUAGAGCACGGACUGACAAAAGAAAGCUGUCGUGAAUUGCUAAACUACCUGAACCAGGUAGGAAGCAUUCUGUAUUACUCUCAUCACCCGACUUUAGCAGAAGUUCUCUUUCCUGUACCACCAUUUGUGGUCAUUUUACUUAAGGCUGUUUUCAGACAUGAUCACGAAUCUUUAGAAUAUGAUUAUCGGUUUAUUGGGGUAGAUGUAGGUCCUCAGAAGUUUAAGGAGAUGAAAAGUGAUCUUGUUUUUAAUGGCAUUGCUAGGAUAUCUAUGCUGCUGGCACUGUGGAGUGAGUUCCAUCUUACUGCAGAUCGUCAUGUUGACGUGUUUAUUAAGCUUUUUCUUGCUCUCGACUUUGGUUAUCUAACUGGCUCAUCAGACGAUGUAGUUCAGGAACUGGCACAAGCUUCGGGAAGACAUCAGAUCACUUUAGCUCUGCCAAGUAGCACCAACCCGACAUCAGAUUCAUCUGGUCACACAAUAGAACAAAAUCGUCAUCAAGAGCAAACAGACAGUUGCAAAGAAAUGAUUUCUAAGCUAAAACAACAUAAUGUUGGCUUGUUGUUGCCAUGGUUACUCAAUGAUGAGAAACCAGAGGAUGUUAGUGACCUUUGGCCUCUAGAUAUACCACAUGGAAUCAUACAAGUUGCAGUGGAAUACUCAUUUGCAUAUGAACGUCCAUUGGGUUUGUUUGAACGACUGUCUGCUCGUUGCCAUCGUCACUCCAAUUUUAUUCGUCACUGGAGCAGUGGACUGCUCAUGUGUUAUGGUGCAGUGACUUUGCAUUUCAAUUGCAGCAAGAAUACUUCACGUGGCUCUAUAUGUCUCAGUGGUAGAGUAGUCAAGUCACAUCACAGUGUUGGCAGAUUGUGGCAUGUUCUUCUUCGUUGUGUGUCAGACAUGGAGGAUCUUCUCCAGUCUGUUCCUGGUGUUCUCCCUGAUAGAUUCAUCUACAGUGGAAGUUCUUCUACAAGUACAAAGUCUCCCCUCAAUCGAUGUAUCUAUUUGAUACCAGAUGAAACAUGGGGACCGUUUGCAGUAGACGCUGUAGCUGGAAGAUGCAGUGCAGAGAUGGUAAAACAUGAGCAAGCAAUAAAAGAAGUGUGUCCAAGUGUAAAGAAAGGCAUUCCUCUUUCUCAAGUUUUGUCCUCUAAACAUGCAACUCCAGUAAAUCAAACGGAUCUCCACAAGAUAGCAACAGAUGUUGGAGAGUUCUGGCCUAACCUAACAAGUAUCAUAUUUGGUUCUGACCAGUCUACGUUAUCAAAGCUACAGCAAACCAUUUCCGACUCCAGUUUUGUCCAGCCACCCGCAUUCCGCAUAUUAAGUGAGUGGUUAGAGUUAAGAGACAACCAACUGAUGGUAUGUGAAUUGUAUGAUGCUCUACUUGUUGCUCGCAUUCCAUCUGAACCUCAAAAGCAUUUGAGGUACUUGAUGUUACCUGAUGCAGCACUCAUCAAAGAAAUAGUAGCUGAAAAUGUUGGACAUCGUUGGUAUCAACUAGGUAUAUACCUUGCUGUUUCAGAAGGAGUCUUAAGGGAGUGUGAACGACAACUUUACACAUACAAAGAGAAAUUACAUAAAGUUUUGUCAGCCUGGACAGAUCAAAACCAACAUGCUACAGUUCAGCAGUUGUUGGUAGCUUGUGAUAAAGCUGGAGUGGGAGGAAUAGUCAGGAGAGAGAUUAAGUCUAAGCUUGGCAAACUGAUUGGAACUUGAAUCAUACAGAGUGAUAAUCGUAUCCAUAACAAUUGUUGUUUGCUCUGAAAUAAAGAAGUAAUUAUCUAUAUGUGGACGGGAAAAGGGAAAUAAGAGAAACAAGACAACACACUUUGCUUGCUGCGAACCAACAGCCUUAUUGUUGUGUGCAGCUACAAUAUAUGUAGAAGAUUAUCAUCCAGAAGAAAAUAUCAUCAGAAAGAUGACACAACUGAUUGAAAUUACACGCAAAGCAAUGAUGUAACUGCCCGAGAACAAGGUUCACUUCAACUUGAUCAUCUCUGAUAUUUCAUCAUUGACUGGAUGUGGCAGGAUGUCAAGCAGCCACCAAUACGUUCAUUUAUGUCGACUUGUACAGCAUGAUAUCACACCACGAGCGAAGGACAGACACACAAACCUCAGCCUCUUCUUACAAGAUGAACACUCAUUAUAAUGGAAGUUAUUGUACAAAUAGUGUAUAUAGAAGAUACAGUAAAGACAAAAGUUUAGUUGUUUUGUAUUGAACUGCUGAUAUCUAUUGGAAAUUGAAUCUCAGCUUCACCAGAUAACGCAUCUUGAUCUACA
Corticium candelabrum is the source of this 3646-nucleotide messenger RNA. RefSeq lists its product as uncharacterized. Gene Ontology annotation, biological process: signal transduction. The coding region runs from base 614 to 3082 and encodes 822 amino acids. The record is from RefSeq and is a predicted model, not a curated record. The transcript is spliced from 5 exons. Gene Ontology annotation, molecular function: GTP binding; protein binding. Lineage: Eukaryota; Metazoa; Porifera; Homoscleromorpha; Homosclerophorida; Plakinidae.